Messenger RNA from Diorhabda sublineata, 1242 nucleotides. RefSeq lists its product as uncharacterized. The record is from RefSeq and is a predicted model, not a curated record. The transcript has a single exon. NCBI's taxonomy places the organism in Eukaryota, Metazoa, Arthropoda, Insecta, Coleoptera, Chrysomelidae. Bases 1 to 1242 code for a protein of 413 amino acids.
AUGUAUGGAAAACGUCAACGCCAAAACGACAACAUGCCUCCAAUGUUUGAUAUCUACCGUAAGCCGAUGUUUGACGAUUCAAUUCGAAAGGCUGAAUACAGAACCUAUGCUCCAUUUAUAAAGUCAUUCAAUUGCAGUGACAUUGUGGAGUUUAGCAUUAAUCAAGUUGAUUCGUUCUUUGCAAUGAGCGAAACUUUGUUGUGCAUUAAAGGUUCGCUUGAAAUACACGGAGCUGGUGACGUAAAAUUAGCAAAUAAUGUUGGAGCCUUUCUAUUCGAUUCAUGUACGUACAGUGAAAGUGCCAGGGAAAUGGAAACAGUUCGGGACCCUGGAAUAGUGAGUGCCGUACGUGCUAUGACUUGUUAUAACCAAGAAGAUUCCAAUCAUAUGGCUAUAGCCGGCUGGAAUUACCCGAAAGAUCAUAUUCUGAAUGUUAGCGACAAGUCCUUCAACCUUCAAAUACCUCUCAAACAUAUUUUCAGCAUUUUCAACGAUUAUUCAAUGAUUACAUGUGGGCGUCAAACAAUACGACUAGUUCGGGCACGAAAUGAUAAUGAUUGCUUAUAUAUUACUGAAAAGAAUGUCUCUGGAACGCUCUCCACUACAACAGCUAAAUUAAACAUUACAAGCGUUGAGCUAAAAGUUAAACAUAUCUUUCCUAAUGACAACAUAAAAUUAAAUCUCAUGAAAUCCAUUCAAAAAUAUCAACCUAUAGUUAUUCCAUUUAGGAAGUGGGAGUUACACGAAUUACCCUCAAUUACUAAAGGAGCAAGACAUGAAGUUUGGGCUGUCAAGACAUCCACUUCAGUUGUUAUUGUUUUCUUUCAAACCGGCAAACGUAACUUGAGUACAGCUGACCCGACUUUAUUUGACAAUGCCGACGUACAAAGUAUAAGACUGUCACUUAAUGGUGACUAUUGGCCCAAUGAAAGAAUGCAAUUGGAUUUCGCUAAAACUGAUUGCAAUGAAGCCUAUUUUAACUAUACUGAAUUCUAUCCCAACUACGCAAACUCCACACAGAAGCGCCCCCUGCUGGAUUAUUCUUCUUUCAAGAAACGAGCAUUGUUUGUUAUCGAUUGUUCAAAACAGGAGGAAAGCAUGAAGGCAUCCACAGUCGAUGUGAAACUUGACAUUGAAGCAAACAUAGGUUUUCCCGAAAAUACCAAAGUCUAUUGCAUCAUAAUUCACGAUUGUGUAAUGGAAUACUUCCCCCUCACCGAAAUUGUUAGAAGCUUGAACUAG